Temnothorax curvispinosus is the source of this 7764-nucleotide messenger RNA. It is a transcript of the gene Usp7, whose product is annotated as ubiquitin carboxyl-terminal hydrolase 7. Gene Ontology annotation, cellular component: nucleus; cytosol. Gene Ontology annotation, biological process: regulation of protein stability; protein deubiquitination. Lineage: Eukaryota; Metazoa; Arthropoda; Insecta; Hymenoptera; Formicidae. The transcript has 18 exons. Gene Ontology annotation, molecular function: cysteine-type deubiquitinase activity; protein binding; cysteine-type endopeptidase activity. The record is from RefSeq and is a predicted model, not a curated record. Bases 999 to 4742 code for a protein of 1247 amino acids.
CAUUUUGUUUAUUUUCGCGUGACGGAGAGAGAUCCGUGAGCGACCGAUCGCGACGUACGGGAUCGGCCCGCGCGCAUUCGUACGUGUUGUUCGAGUAACGUCCGGCUUCACGGACGCUGGAGAGAGAGAGAAAGAGAGAAAGAGAGAGAUAAAGAUAAGGAGGAAGGGUAGGAGAAUCCGCUGCGUGGACGACAGUCGACACAGGUGGGUUCGCUCGCAGACGCAGCCGGAAGUCGCGGUUGAGUCGAUCGAGAAUCAGCAGUGAACCCGAUCGAGAUCCGUGGCGGCGACGAGCAGCUACGUAGAGAGAGAGGAAGAGCGAGAGAGAGAGGGAGAAAGAGCGAAAGAGAGUGAGCGAGAAAGAGUGAGAAAGAACGCGAAGUGAGUAACGGGAGCAACGUUGUCAACGUCGUACGCGAUCGUCGUUCUCGCGGCCUCGCGCAUCGUCGUCAACGUAGUCGUCAGUGAUCGCGUCGUCGACUCGUCGCUGAGCGCCGGUAAAAGCGCGCAGCGGAAACAGUUUUUCACGGAUCGGCCGUGCGCGGGAGGAGGAAGGGGGGAGGCGGAGGCGGAGGUGGAGGUCGGUGCGCGAGGCGCCGCGCCGGAACGAGAGGCGAGACGACCGUCGCUGCCGCCGCCACCACUAACACCAUCACCGACGUCACCAACACCACCAGCGGUGGGCAGCAGCAGCAGCACGCAGCACGCAGCAGCACCACACAACCACCACCGCGGACAUCGUCACGGACGAGGUCGCCGUCGUGGUCUCUCUCGCUACCGCCAGUCCGCCACCGUCGCGAAGAUAGCCGUGAUCGUAGCCGUGGCUACGGGAACCUUUACGGCUUUGCGGGACACUACGGGGAGGCGCGCGUCAAGGGGAGUAAUCGUGUAAACCGUGUAGGAACACGGUGUGCUCGCGGAGUCGCGUAUCCAGCGAUUUAAUAACACGAGGGUGGAAUAUAUGCUGUGGGCGUCCCCCGUGCGAGUGGGGGCACUUGAUGGCCGCAGAAAUUGGGCGAACUGCGAGCAAACAUCUAUCGACGGAGUGCGGUAAAGCGACGUCGUUGUCGAGUCCCGGUGGCGACGUGGGCUUCGAUAGUAGCCGGGUGAUCGUGGAAACGGAACAGCAGCAACAGCAGCAGGAGCAGUUGCAGCACGCGCCGCAGCGACAACUUUCGCAACAGGAUCGAAACGGUCGCAGAUUGGUGCAGGUCAAGAAGUUGGGUAAAACGACGACGACAUCACCUCCUAGCCGGAAUCGCGUGCCGUUUGCGACCGCGCAGCCAGCAGCGGGCAACGAUCAGCAGCAGGAGCAGCAGCAGCAGCAGCAGGCGCUGAUCAACGCGGACAACGUAACCUCGACGGCGGAGGCCGUCACCGAGGUACCCGGCGCCAUCAAGACGACCAUCAACAUCGGCUUCGCGAUGAACCACGUAAACGACCAGGAGAACCUCAAGCAGCUCAGCCUCGCGCCUGUUCAGGUUAACGAGGUCGAGGAGAUGGACACGCAGGAGGAAACCCCAAAUGAUGGUGGGGGAGACGGAACUGACAACCGUCCUAUAAAUGGUGAACCAGAAUUAGCAUGUAUAGUUCAGGAUCAAGAAAUGGAGGAAGAUGAGGCCAGAUCGGAGGCUACUUUUCGAUAUACUGUUGAGAAUAUAUCUAAGAUGAAGGACUCGCAGUUGUCCCCUGCGUGUUACGUUCGCAAUUUACCAUGGAAAAUAAUGGUGAUGCCACGAUCAAGUCAGACACAGGAGAGACAGCCACAGCGAUCUCUUGGAUUUUUCCUUCAGUGUAACGGGGAGAGUGAAUCUACAUCUUGGAGUUGUUACGCUGUUGCUGAGCUGCGUCUUCUUUCUUGCAAAGAAGGACAAGAACCAUUUAGCAGAAAAAUUCAACACCUCUUCUACAGUAAAGAGAAUGACUGGGGUUUUAGUCAUUUUAUGACAUGGCAGGAUGUUUUAGAUCCUGAUAGAGGUUUCAUAAAAGAUGAUUCAAUCACGCUUGAGGUUCAUGUAGUAGCUGAUGCACCUCACGGAGUCAGUUGGGACAGUAAAAAACACACGGGAUAUGUAGGCUUGAAAAAUCAGGGUGCUACAUGUUACAUGAAUUCUUUACUGCAAACUCUUUACUUUACAAAUCAGUUACGAAAGGCAGUAUAUAAAAUGCCAACAGAGAGUGAUGAUUCGAGUAAGAGUGUUGCACUAGCCUUGCAAAGGGUUUUUCAUGAGUUACAGUUUUCCGACAAGCCUGUCGGUACAAAGAAAUUAACUAAAAGUUUUGGUUGGGAAACGCUGGAUUCUUUCAUGCAGCAUGAUGUGCAGGAAUUUCUACGAGUGCUAUUAGAUAAGCUGGAGAGCAAAAUGAAGGGAACAUGCGUGGAAGGUACAGUGCCAAAAUUGUUUGAGGGAAAAAUGGUCUCUUUUAUCAAGUGUAAAAAUAUAGACUACAAAUCCACAAGAGUUGAAACAUUUUACGACAUACAGUUAAAUAUAAAAGGCAAGAAGAACAUUUACGAGUCUUUUAGCGAUUAUGUGAGUACGGAAAGUCUCGAUGGCGAUAAUAAAUACGAUGCGGGAGAGCAUGGAUUACAAGAAGCGGAAAAAGGCGUCAUCUUUUCGUCCUUUCCACCCGUUUUACAUCUACAUCUAAUGCGUUUUCAGUAUGACCCAGUUACAGACUGUUCAGUCAAAUUUAAUGACAGGUUCGAGUUUUAUGAAAAAAUUAGUCUCGGCAAAUACUUGCAAAACAAAGAAGCAACAAGUGCGGAUUACACAUUACAUGCUGUUCUGGUUCAUAGUGGCGAUAAUCAUGGAGGACAUUAUGUUGUAUUUAUUAAUCCCGCUGGUGAUGGCAAGUGGUGUAAGUUCGACGACGAUGUUGUCUCACGAUGUACAAAGCAGGAAGCUAUCGAACACAACUACGGUGGUCAAGACGAGGACAUGUCUAUGGCUGUGAAACAUUGCACUAACGCUUAUAUGUUGGUUUACAUAAGAAAUUCAGAGCUGGAAAACGUCUUGCAAGAGGUCAAGGAAGAGGAUAUACCUCAAGAGCUGGUGGAGAGGCUGCAAGAGGAGAAGAGGCUGGAACAAAUAAGAAGAAAGGAGAGAACGGAAGCAUACUUGUACAUGACCGUCAAUGUCCUUCUCGAGGAUAGCUUUGACGGUCACCAAGGAAAUGAUCUCUACGAUCCAGAGCACGCUUUAUAUCGUGUAUUUCGCGUACGUAAGCAGGCCACUGUGCACGAGUUUCUCGAGCUGCUGAGUGAUAGUCUGAAAUAUCCUAUAGAACAGAUUCGCAUUUGGCCCUUCAGUACACGUUCAAAUCAAACCUGUAGACCUACGUUAAUCGAGCCGGAUGCUGAUCUUCAAAAGCCCAUCAUCGACUGCGCGGAAAAUCACAAUCCGUGGAACGUAUUUGUUGAACUUGUACCUCCAGACUCUGACAUGACAGCGUUACCGCCUUUCGACAAGGACACUGAUGUUUUACUCUUUUUUAAACUCUACGAUCCCAAAAAUAAGAAGAUUCAUUACUGCGGUCAUCACUAUAUGCCUGUUGUAGCUAAAGUCCAGGAGCUUAUACCAAUUUUAAAUGAACGUGCCGGAUUUCCACCUGACACAGAACUCGCUUUAUAUGAGGAAAUUAAACCAAAUUUAGUCGAGAAAAUAGACAACCUAUCGGAGCCUUUGGAAAAAGUUCUGGAGGAAUUAAUGGACGGUGACAUCAUCGUAUUUCAAAAGGAAGGAGACAAUGAAAUGUACGAACUUCCAACGUGUCGAGAAUAUUUUAAAGAUCUAUUCUAUAGGGUAGAAGUAACGUUUUGUGAUAAACUGAUUCCGAACGACCCAGGUUUUACAAUGGAACUUUCGUUAAGAAUGACAUAUGAUCAAAUGGCAAAGGCUGUAGCGCAACGAGUCGGCACAGAUCCGUAUCUUUUACAAUUCUUUAAGUGUCAAAAUUACAAAGAUUCUCCCGGCCAUCCUUUAAAGUGUACAUUUGACGGCACGCUCAAAGAAUUGGUUGCGUACUGCAAAACGAAAGUAAAGAAAUUAUUUUAUCAGCAGCUCAGUAUUAGGGUGAACGAGCUAGAAAACAAGAAACAGUUCAAGUGCAUAUGGGUAGGGCCGUCGCUUAAGGAGGAGAAGGAGAUGAUUCUUUACCCAAAUAAAAACGGCACUGUUGCUAAUUUACUCGAGGAGGCUAAGAAGCAGGUAGAAUUAUCGGAAAACGGAUCGGGGAAACUGAGGAUAUUAGAAAUGACUUGCAACAAGCUGUCACCCGGCCCCGUGGACGAUACACCAUUAGAUCACUUAAACACAUCAGGCACCAAGUUGUAUAGGAUAGAAGAAAUACCGGUUGACGAAGUAAAUCUAGCAGAGGGCGAAAUGCUAGUUCCUGUUGCGCAUUUUCACAAAGAGGUUUUCUCAACGUUUGGUAUACCCUUCUUCUUCAAGAUCAAGCACGGCGAACCUUUUCCCAAAAUGAAGGACAGGUUGUUAAAGAAAUUAGGGGUCCAGGAGAAAGAAUUUGAAAAGUUUAAGUUCGCGGUGGUGACAAUGGGGAAGCCACAGUUCAUUAUCGACUCGCCGGAAUCUUGUAUCAAAAUUGAGGAUUUCCUUCCCAGAUAUACCAGUCAGAGCACAUCACCACACAGGCCUUGGCUUGGCCUGGAACACGUCAACAAAGCGCCAAAGCGCUCUCGUAUCAACUACCUCGAAAAGGCCAUUAAGAUUUACAAUUAAAUUUCCACCACACGAAGAAAGAAAUUAAAUUAGGCAGCCACUCAUAAUAAUUUAUACGAUUCUGUAUAGUAAGAGAGCGUCGUCUGACAUAUUGAAGGUUGGAAAAAUGCGUUCAAUGUAUUCGUUUCUUCAGCCAGAUUACGUACGCGAUUUUAAUACUGCAAGAGCGACAUUGGAAGGUAAAUCAAUGCUUGGUAUACGAUGGAGUAAAAAAACUAUCGUGAAAUGUGCAGUGCUAUUUUAUGCAUCAUGAAGAGCGAUGAUAUAGUUCCUCAAUUCGAAUUUGUAAAGAUUUUACGUAAUGGCUCGAUAGCUUAUUUUGGCGUCACUCAGUAUGGAUUUUCGCCUAGACUUCGAAAACGAUUUGAUUACGAAAUGCACGUAUAUUGUAUCUAAUAUUAUUGUCUGAUAAUUAUCUCUAAUAAACUAUUUCUUUCUUUUUUUUUAAUUUUAUUAGGAAACUGAGACUUAAAAAAUUCCGGUUCUCUUACCCUAUCAUAUAGAAGUUGUAUGUAAUCGUUAUGUCCUAAGAGGUGCCGUAUUAUAUUCUACAUGAUGUUAUAUUUAACGCUCAUCGGCAUCGAGAAAGAAAUCGUUUGUCUUAUGCCGUAUCUGCAAGAUGUUUGAAAUGUAGAUUUUUGCCAUUAAAAACAGGAACAGUGCAUAAUUUUUAAUUUGCAUUAAAGAUUUUAAAGGUUUUAUUCAAAUUUUAAUAUUUAACAAGUUUAUUUAAUUGAAUUCGAAAUGCACAUCACAAGGUUCUUUCAAAUUUUUUUGUGUUUAUAAACAAAGCAUAUAGAAUUAUGAUGCUCUUUUAUUUUACGUCACGUCAUAAAAAAAAUGGAGAAGAAAGUGCAUAAUACAAUUUCUCUAAAUUGCCUUUCAAACAUCCUGGAAUAAUUUUCUUUGCGUUUGAGUGUAAUUUUUGUGUUAUUUUCUAUUAUAUGUUUUAUGUUAAAACUGUGAAAUUUUACAAGUAUAAAAGUAUAAAAUAAGAGAUCGGCGAAACGAGUGACUUAAAUUAGACGAAAAAAAAUUCUCGACAAGAUGCAAACACUUGUAAUAAGAUAUUCGCGGCUUUUUUCCCCCCUUUUUUUAAUUUUAGAGUAGAAUGAGCAAAACUGUCGGCCCACUUUUAAGGAAUGAUGUAGGAAUAACGAUUCAAUUAAGAAAUUAUAGCCAUCUAUUUGAUUAUAAAUUAAUGAUUUAUUUCUCUAUUUUAUAUUUCUAAUUUGUAACACGGCAAAAGUAGGUGAGUCACUCUCAGCAAGGUAACCUGCGUCUUGUGCAAGAUCUGUCGUUUGCGGAUCCUUAUUUAUCGUUUUCCACACUUUACUGUGAUCAACUCAACUUAGCCAACAGCAUGUAUUUAAACACCACGCCGGCUCUCGAACAUUUGAAAUAGCAUAAUUGUAAAUGUCAAGGAGGAUGCUGAGCUUUCUACGUGGAUUAUUUAAUAAAUUUCUUUUUAAGUUGAGGAACUGUUUACUGUGGUCGUCUUAAGGUUUUAAUGAGAUUCGUCAAGUUCGUAAGCUUAGACGUUAAUUGAACUAUUUUGAAUAUUUAAAAUUAUCGAAUUACAGACUCCAAGAGAAUCGUUUCGAGGGCAUACGAGAGCAAAGUUUGCAGUACGGUAGUAUACCGAAUAGUAUACCGAUACAUAUAUAUAAACGUGAAUUAUAUGCUAAGGUUUCGACGGAUUUGCGCGGCAAUUCGUCGAAAGCGAUGACGAAAGCUUUGCGCUAUCUGAUCGAUUAAUAAUUCAACCGAGAGAAACCUACACAAUACGUAAUGGUUCUUGAAGAAGACUGGGUGCAUAAGUUAAGCGAGAGCGUGGCACACGCGCAAAGUAUUUUGUAAAAACAAAACUAAAUGUGGCUGUACAGGCUGUUCGAUCGUUCGGUGGCGUAUAAUCGUAAUCUCAAUAUCGUAUAUCUAAAGCUAUUCCAAAUUACGUACCUAUAUUUACGUUUAUUAUUUACUACAAUCUAUUCGGAAUAAUUUAUCGGCAUGCUUGUUAAAUGAGUUAUCAAGGUAAAUGCGAGAGAGAGAGAGAGAGAGAGAGAGAAAGAGUGAAAGUGUGUGUGUGCGUGCGUAUCAUAAUGCGUGUCUGUCAUAAUAAAUUUCAAAUCGAGCUAUAAAGAGCAUCAUCGAAGAUCUAAUCACAGAAGAGAUAUCUCCCACGAACACAGCUGAAAUAGUAUCUUUGUAUGCCUAAAAGUUGGUGUUCGCAGUAUCGUUACAUUAUAACCGCGUAUGUUCCUGACUGCAUUUUUUUUCUUUAGCGCUAUCCUUUUUAGGUGAACAAGGGGAAAAGGGAUUGAUCACUUUACAAAAGGUCUGUGCCGAAUAACAAGUGGAAAAUAUGCUAACGAUAGAUCUCUUGUGGUAGAAGCGGCGGUAAUGAUGUUUUAUUCGCAAGAGAAAGGAAAGCGAGACAGAAUUGCAAGCAUUAACGUAGCGGACGAUCACGAUAGAUAUCAAUAUGAGAAUCACAUUUUAUUGUUUAUAUUACUUAUAUGUAUAUUAUAUAAUAUAAUUAUAUAAUAUAUGUAUAUUAUAUAUAAAUAUACAUAUACAUAUAUAUGUAUAUUUCGUUGUUAGGUUCCUUGGGGAUUAUUGCUAACAGCAAUCCUGAAGUCGAAGCUGACACACAAAACGACAAAAAAGUAUACCUUUUUUGCAAGGGAAACCAAGAGAAAAGAAAUCGUGUUAGAUCUGAAAUAAAAAGCCGCAUUUAAGUUAAUUAAUUGUACUGUCCACGGUAUCGGCGACGCGCGAUUGUAACGAGCGGCACGCGAGGGAGAGAACAAGCCGGGACAAUCCGGCGUACGACCGCUAUAUAAUAAUAGGUUGUACACCAAAUAUCUUUUGCGUUUUUGUAGAGCUGAUCUUAUAAAGCAAACUGCUCAACACUGCGAUUGUAAAUCUGAAUAUUUGAUAGUUCAUUUCUAGGGAGGCGAAACAAUUAAGUGCGAUGCAGGUAUGCGUAAGGAAUAAUAAUAAAAGCAAUACAACUGCA